AUGCCAAAAACAUUUUGGGCCUGCCUUGUCCUUGUCUCAUUGUGUCUUGUGUUGACAGUAGCCUCAAAGAAAGGAGGGAAAAGCAAAACUGGUGGCUGGGGUAGUAAUAGUGGGAGCAACCGGAACCCAAGCUACCCAGGAAACACAGGCAGCAAUUGGAAUCCAAGCCACGGUAAUAGAGGUGGCCAGAACCCAGCCUACCCUGGAAAUACAGGAGGUGGCUAUAAUCCCCACUAUCCCAACAACCCCGGAACCAACUGGAAUCAAGGUGGUGGCUACAAUUAUAACCCUGGCGGAAGCAGCUACAACAAACAAUGGAAACCUGACAAGAAAAAAACCAACAUGAAGAUGGUUGCUGGUGCAGCAGCAGUGGGAGUAGUCGGGGGCUUCGUCCUAGGAAAUGCCAUGAGCAACAUGAGAUACAACUUUGACAAUGAUAUGGACUAUCGUUACUAUAACUCCUACCGCAACCAGAUGCCCAACCAAGUCUACAAACCCCAGUACCAAGGCAGUCCAUAUGUGCCUGAAGAUAGGUUUGUCACCGACUGCGUCAAUACUACCAUGAUUGAAUAUGUAAUCAAACCAAAUGAGGGAAAGAACACCACUGAGGUAAAUGAAACCGAAGUCAGAGUCAAGAGCACCAUCAUACGGCAGAUGUGCGUCACUGAAUAUCAGCGCUCACCUGAAUAUUGGGGUCAAAAUUCUGGGCUGAAGAUAUUCUUUAGCUCAAGUCUCAUCUUUUCCAUUUCCCUCUUUGUGUAUUUUGUGGUGCAAUGA
This is a messenger RNA of Staurois parvus, 777 nucleotides long. NCBI's taxonomy places the organism in Eukaryota, Metazoa, Chordata, Amphibia, Anura, Ranidae. The record is from the annotation of a GenBank genome assembly.